GAAGGCCACACGUCUAUAUAUACUCUAAACCCCACCACCUUACUUCACUUCACCCCAACCAUCGAACCCUAACUCCUGGUUUGGGAUUUUACUCUCUCACGCCUGACCUUCAAUUCACUCCACCAUCUUCUCAAGCCUCUCGCCCAGGGCCAGAGUGCAGAGAUUAGGGAUUGAAGAUGGUGUCCGACGCGAGCAAGAAGAAGGCUGCACAGAAGAAGGCGGCUGCAGCGGCCAAGAGAGGAGGCAAAGCGGCUGCGGCGGCUGCUUCGUCCAAAACGACGUCGUCGUCGGAGAAGGCAGCCGACAAGCUCGCCGACGGAAUUGGGGACAUUCAGAUUUCUGAUCGGACCUGCACUGGUGUCCUCUGCUCGCAUCCUCUUUCCAGGGAUAUUAGGAUAGAAUCUCUGUCAGUUACUUUCCAUGGACAUGAUCUAAUAGUUGAUACUGAAUUGGAGCUAAAUUAUGGAAGACGUUAUGGCUUGCUUGGAUUAAAUGGUUGUGGAAAAUCUACCCUGCUUACGGCAAUAGGUUGCCGAGAGUUACCUAUUCCAGACCACAUGGAUAUUUAUCACCUUACCAGAGAAAUUGAAGCCUCUGACAUGUCUGCACUGGAGGCUGUCAUAAGCUGUGAUGAGGAAAGGUUGAGAUUGGAGAAAGAAGCUGAAGCUUUGGCAGCUCAGGAUGAUGGGGGUGGUGAAACUCUUGAACGAAUUUAUGAACGAUUGGAAGCCAUGGAUGCAUCAACUGCAGAAAAGCGUGCUGCUGAAAUUUUAUUUGGUCUUGGUUUCAACAAGCAGAUGCAGGCAAAGAAGACACGUGAUUUUUCUGGUGGCUGGAGAAUGAGGAUUGCUUUAGCACGUGCUCUAUUUAUGAACCCAACCAUCCUUUUACUUGAUGAACCAACCAAUCACCUUGAUUUGGAAGCUUGUGUGUGGCUGGAAGAGAAUUUGAAGAAGUUUGACCGAAUUCUGGUUGUGAUUUCACACUCCCAGGAUUUCCUUAAUGGUGUCUGCACAAAUAUCAUGCACAUGCAAAACAAGAAGCUGAAGCUCUAUACUGGUAAUUAUGAUCAAUAUGUUCAGACACGUGCUGAACUAGAAGAGAACCAGAUGAAGCAGUACAAAUGGGAGCAGGAGCAAAUUUCCUCGAUGAAGGAAUACAUUGCCCGAUUUGGUCAUGGAUCUGCAAAACUAGCUCGCCAAGCCCAGAGUAAAGAGAAAACUCUUGCAAAAAUGGAACGUGGUGGACUCACAGAGAAGGUGGUAAGAGACAAAGUUUUGGUAUUCCGCUUCGUUGAUGUGGGAAAACUUCCCCCGCCUGUCCUCCAGUUUGUUGAGGUGACAUUUGGUUACACUCCUGAUAAUCUGAUCUACAAGAACCUUGACUUUGGGGUUGAUUUAGACUCUAGGAUCGCUCUGGUUGGACCCAAUGGAGCUGGGAAGAGUACAUUACUGAAGCUAAUGACUGGUGAUCUGGUUCCUAUAGAUGGCAUGGUUCGACGGCACAAUCAUCUUCGAAUUGCACAAUUUCACCAGCACUUGGCUGAAAAGCUAGACUUGGAAUUGUCUGCUCUUCAGUUUAUGAUAAAAGAAUACCCUGGAAAUGAGGAGGAAAGGAUGAGAGCAGCUAUUGGGAAAUUUGGACUGUCAGGUAAAGCGCAGGUGAUGCCAAUGAAGAAUUUAUCAGAUGGGCAGAGGAGCCGCGUGAUAUUUGCAUGGUUAGCUUAUAGACAGCCUCAUUUGCUGCUUCUGGACGAGCCAACUAAUCAUUUGGAUAUUGAAACAAUUGACUCGUUGGCUGAAGCAUUGAAUGAAUGGGAUGGUGGGAUGGUGCUUGUCAGUCAUGAUUUUAGGCUCAUUAAUCAGGUGGCCCAUGAGAUAUGGGUGUGCGCUGAUCAAGCUGUGACCAGAUGGGAAGGUGACAUUAUGGAUUUCAAGGAGCACCUAAGGUCAAAGGCGGGUUUAUCUGACUGAACCGAAGAAAAUAGUAUCACUAUUUGAAGAUUACACACUUGUAUUACAAUGCAGGUGGGGGUGUUGAUUUAAAUGGAUGGCAGAGGAUCGGUGUAGAAAUCAUGCUCUAUAUUUUUAAGCCGAGAUGCCCUUCUCCCCUGUUAGAUUGUGGUAAUCUUUCUUUUGUUUUUCUAUCAUUUAUUGUGCUUAUUAUCAAUAUGGUUGUUGACCAGCAUGUAGAUAACAGGGGAAGCUAGUAUCUCAAUCAAACUUUUACGCGGCUAAUAUUAUGAAAUAUGAAUGAUAUGUUGUACUGAGACUUAUAUUUAA
Molecule: messenger RNA, 2282 nt
Organism: Cajanus cajan (pigeon pea)
Lineage: Eukaryota; Viridiplantae; Streptophyta; Magnoliopsida; Fabales; Fabaceae
Product: ABC transporter F family member 1
Molecular function (GO): ATP binding; ATP hydrolysis activity
Source: RefSeq, a predicted model, not a curated record